Messenger RNA from Mugil cephalus (flathead mullet), 1453 nucleotides. RefSeq names its product ATPase H+ transporting V1 subunit D (gene atp6v1d). Gene Ontology annotation, molecular function: proton-transporting ATPase activity, rotational mechanism. Lineage: Eukaryota; Metazoa; Chordata; Actinopteri; Mugiliformes; Mugilidae. Gene Ontology annotation, cellular component: proton-transporting V-type ATPase complex. The record is from RefSeq and is a predicted model, not a curated record. The coding region runs from base 180 to 926 and encodes 248 amino acids. The transcript is spliced from 9 exons.
CAGGGACGGAGGAGUCCGACAAGAUCACGACCAUCAGCUCGGUCUGCGGGGUUAAUCCUGCAAAACACUGGAGAACACCGUCGGGUUUCUGCUGUUCGAUAGGAAAUAAAUUAGGUUUGAAGUCCCCCCGUUGUUGAUUUUUAAGAAGCGGAAGCAAACAGAAGACUGCAGCCUUCAAGAUGUCUGGAAAAGACCGGAUUGACGUAUUCCCCUCCAGAAUGGCUCAGACCAUCAUGAAGGCUCGGCUGAAAGGAGCGCAGACGGGCCGCAACCUGCUCAAGAAGAAGGCCGAUGCCCUGUCCAUGCGCUUCCGCCAGAUCCUGCGCAAAAUCAUCGAGACUAAGACCAAGAUGGGAGAGGUGAUGAGAGAGGCGGCUUUCUCUUUGGCUGAAGCCAAAUUUGCAGCUGGAGACUUCAGCACUACUGUAAUCCAGAAUGUCAACAAAGCCCAGGUGAAGGUCCGAGCCAAGAAAGAUAACGUGGCAGGCGUCACCCUUCCUGUUUUUGAACACUACCAAGAAGGCGGGGACAGUUACGAGCUCACCGGCCUGGCCCGAGGAGGAGAGCAGCUCUCCAGGUUGAAGAGGAACUACGCCAGAGCCGUGGAGCUGCUUGUGGAGUUGGCCUCCUUACAGACAUCUUUUGUCACUCUGGAUGAAGCCAUCAAGAUCACCAACCGCAGAGUGAACGCUAUUGAGCACGUGAUUAUUCCCAGGAUUGAUCGCACCCUCACCUACAUCAUAACAGAGCUGGACGAGAGGGAACGAGAGGAGUUCUACAGACUGAAGAAGAUCCAGGAGAAGAAGAAGCAGCUCAGAGAAAGGACGGAACUCGAAAUCGCCGCCCGCUUGGCCAAGUUGGGUCCCAUCGCGGAGCCGGCCAACAUGCUGACGGAGGAGACGGACGAGGACCUGCUGUUCGAGUGAGGCUGCCCCGCACGCCGCCGGGCACCGACGUCACUCAUCAUCCUAUUUAUUCUGUGCCUCUCUGGCCACGUCUAUGUCUUCUUACGGGAGUUUUUUUUUGUUUUUGUUUUUUUGUGUCUGUGAUGAUUUGUUGUUGUUCCAGUGCUGGAUGGCGUGGGUGUCGUUUCCUCUCCCUGUACAGAAACUGUUUAAAUGAUGAUAAUAAUAAUAAGAAGAAGCAAAUAUCACAAAGAAUAUAAGUAUGUUUACACGUGUACAAAUUACAGAAGCAUUCCGUGUGACUGAUCAGCUCGUAGAGAAUGACGUUUUCUCACCACCCGUAGAACCAUUGCAUGCUGUAAAAGCUUAAGGUGGUUGUUGAUUUCAAAGCGUGUGUGUGUGUGUGUGAGUCUCGUGUCCCGCCGCUGAGGAAAGUGUUACCUCACUGGAGGAUGUUAAACCAUUAGAUCCAACGUGACCCUGCUGUAAAACGUGAUGUGCAAGUCAACAAAGCUCGACGCGUCAUCUCAAUAAAGAUGUUCCAAACA